This is a messenger RNA of Agrilus planipennis (emerald ash borer), 824 nucleotides long. RefSeq names its product eukaryotic translation initiation factor 5A (gene eEF5). The record is from RefSeq and is a predicted model, not a curated record. Gene Ontology annotation, biological process: positive regulation of translational termination; positive regulation of translational elongation. The transcript has 4 exons. Gene Ontology annotation, molecular function: RNA binding; translation elongation factor activity; ribosome binding. The coding region runs from base 181 to 663 and encodes 160 amino acids. Lineage: Eukaryota; Metazoa; Arthropoda; Insecta; Coleoptera; Buprestidae.
CAUCUUGACCACAUGUGAGUACUAUUUUCUUCCUACAGUUUUUCGUACGUUUAAUCAAUAAUAAGUUAUAGCGGUGGUUACAGUUUUAAAAACGAAGAAUUAACGGCCGUAAGAAAUAGUUUAAUAACGACUCGUGUGUGACUGAAAUUGUGAGUUUGUAAGGUUAGAAAGUGAAUAAAAAUGGCUGACAUUGAAGACACCCACUUCGAAACUGGCGACUCUGGGGCCUCCGCCACUUACCCAAUGCAAUGCUCAGCCCUACGUAAAAAUGGUUUUGUUAUGUUAAAAGGACGACCUUGCAAGAUUGUGGAAAUGUCUACAUCUAAGACAGGAAAACAUGGACAUGCAAAAGUUCACUUAGUCGGAAUAGAUAUUUUUACAGGUAAAAAAUAUGAAGAUAUUUGUCCCUCAACUCAUAAUAUGGAUGUACCACAUGUAAAACGUGAAGAUUACCAACUCACAGAUAUCUCAGAUGAUGGAUAUCUAUGUUUAAUGGCAGACAAUGGAGACCUUCGUGAAGAUCUGAAGGUGCCUGAGGGUGAAGUAGGCCUGCAGCUUCGUGCUGAGUAUGAUUCUGGCAAAGAUAUUUUGUGUACUGUGCUCAAAUCUUGUGGCGAAGAGGUGGUAAUUGCUGUGAAGACAAACACUGCCUUAGAUAAAUAAUGGGCAGCUUGUGGCGAGGGGGGUGCGUCGAUUUUAAGAAAUAAUAAUAAAUUAAUUUCCCAUUUCCUUCAUUACCACCACCUCUACAACCACCACUUCUGGCACCCUUCUCGUGUUCCAUAAUAAUAACCGAAUAAUAAUAACAAUAAAACAACAAACAA